Messenger RNA from Euleptes europaea (tarantolino), 867 nucleotides. It is a transcript of the gene UCK2, whose product is annotated as uridine-cytidine kinase 2. Gene Ontology annotation, cellular component: cytosol; cytoplasm. Bases 1 to 789 code for a protein of 262 amino acids. The record is from RefSeq and is a predicted model, not a curated record. The transcript is spliced from 7 exons. Lineage: Eukaryota; Metazoa; Chordata; Lepidosauria; Squamata; Sphaerodactylidae. Gene Ontology annotation, molecular function: ATP binding; kinase activity.
AUGGCCGGGGACAGCGAGCAGAGCCUGCCGGGCCCCGGGCCCCCCAGCGGCGGCGACCAGCCCUUCCUCAUCGGGGUCAGCGGCGGCACGGCCAGCGGCAAGUCGUCCGUCUGUGCCAAAAUCGUUGAGCUGCUCGGGCAGAACAAAGUGGACCAUCGACAGAAACAGGUGGUGAUUCUGAGCCAGGAUAGCUUCUACCGGGUCCUCACCACGGAACAGAAGGCCAAAGCCCUCAAGGGCCAAUUCAACUUCGAUCACCCAGAUGCCUUUGACAACGAGUUGAUCGUCCAGACCCUCAGCAAGAUCGUGGAGGGGAAAACAGUCCAGAUACCCGUCUAUGACUUUGUCUCCCACUCCCGCAAGGAAGAGGCCGUGACAGUGUACCCUGCAGACGUGGUGCUUUUUGAAGGCAUCCUGGCCUUCUACAGCCAGGAGGUCCGGGACCUGUUCCAGAUGAAACUCUUUGUGGACACAGAUGCAGACACCCGGCUCUCUCGCAGGGUUCUCCGGGACAUCAGUGAGCGGGGCAGGAACCUCGAGCAGAUCUUAACUCAGUAUAUUUCCUUCGUCAAGCCAGCCUUUGAAGAAUUCUGCUUGCCCACUAAGAAGUAUGCUGAUGUCAUUAUUCCCCGGGGGGUGGACAAUCUUGUGGCCAUUAACCUGAUUGUACAGCACAUCCAAGACAUUCUGAAUGGAGGCCUGGGCAAACGCCAGCUCAACGGGCACGUGAACGGCUACACCCCUCCCCGCCAGCGACAGCUCUCGGAGUCGAGCAGCCGGCCGCACUGAUGUCAGGCCUGCCGGGAGGCUGCGCAAAGCUCUCCUCCUUAGGAACUGCAUCUUCUUGGCUCCAGCCGUGCACUUAAG